AAUCUUAUUAACGAUAUAGAAAGUGGAAAAUAUGGAGAAGAAUCUCUCAAACUUUUUAAAGAAAUUGAAAAGGACUCCAAAGAAAAAGAAGAAGAAGAAAUAAAGAGAAUGGAAGAACAAGACAAAAAAAUAGAUAUGAGAAAUGUUGAAGAAGUUAUUAACAAGACAGACGAUAAAUUAAAACAAUGUGCAAUGAAAGCUUUUUAUAAUACCGAUAUAAAUGAAAAACAAAAUCCAGAUGUUAAAAAAGAAUAUGACAUAAUGCAAAAAAUAGAAAAAACAUUUGAUGAAAUUGAUGAUGAUAAUUAUCCAGAAGAUAAAUUAAAUAUAACAAAUAUUUAUGAUAAAAUAAAAACAAUGAAAAUCGAUGACAAACAAAAACAAAAAAAUCCUUUUACAGAUACGGCAAAGUCGUUGUUAAAGUAUAAAGGUUUGCUACACAUGCCAUUUGUAAAAGGACCACUGCUAAACAAUAAUACUUUUGAUUGGAGAGAAUCUCUGGAAUAUGUAGAAUUGAAUAUACCAAUAUAUGAUGAAACCAAUUGUGAAGAUAUUUCUUUUCAUUUCAAAAAUGAUUAUAUAAAGCUUGAAAUAAAUAAGGGUAACACAAAGGAACUACUACUUGAUAACAUGCUGUGUGGUAAAAUAAGUUAUUCAGAUGCCUACUGGGUAAUAAGCAAUGAAUACAAAGAAAAUAAAAAAUACAUAAAUUUGAUUAUACCUAAAUUAAGUGGUUAUUAUUAUAUAUGGGAAAAGCUUUUACAAGACGGUAAAGAAACAUGA
Messenger RNA from Plasmodium gaboni, 783 nucleotides. RefSeq lists its product as hypothetical. NCBI's taxonomy places the organism in Eukaryota, Apicomplexa, Aconoidasida, Haemosporida, Plasmodiidae. The transcript is spliced from 6 exons. The record is from RefSeq and is a predicted model, not a curated record. The annotation marks the transcript as partial.